UUCGCUUGCAAGCAAAGGCUUCCAGUAACGACUGCUGGGGGUCGUUGUCGUUGGGGUGCAGGGUUUUGAGUGGGCGAAUAUGGCAAUCGAUGUGUUUCGACUAUGUACAGGCCUUCGGGUGUUGGGAUCUUUCAUGGUGCUAGUGGUCCUCGCGGUAGUGGGGCUUUCUUACUAUGCUGUUGUGAUUGCCAAUUACGGGCCCGAGCUCAUGGAGGGGGGUAGCAGGACCCUAUGGGCGCUGGUGGUGCUGAUUAUCUUUCAUGUUCUACUAGUCAUGCUUCUCUGGUGCUACUUCGCUGUUGUCCUGACUGAUCCUGGGGAGGUUCCUCCUGGCUGGCGACCAUCUGCCGAGGAGCUUGACCUUGAGGGGGCCUCGGCCACAGUGCCGCUGACUUGUGGGGCAGGGUCCAUGGACCUCGUGGGGGGCACUGUUGGGGGGUAUAUAUCUGGAACAGGGAGUUUGGCUAGGCUAGAUAUACCCUCUACCGUCACCUCUUCUCUUUCGGCAUCGGCCACGGAUGGUUUCCCCUCCCCGGUUUCCGGCACCCCUGGGCCCCCUCCUGUCGUCGCGGGCGAUGGCCGAGCAGCUGUUGGUGCUGGCACGGGGCAUGAGCGUGUCCGCUACUGCCGUAAAUGCUGCGCCUACAAGCCGCCACGUUGCCACCAUUGCUCUGUCUGUGGUCGAUGUGUUCUCAAGAUGGAUCAUCACUGUAUCUGGGUUGCGAAUUGCGUAGGUGCCUGCAACUACAAGUUCUUCCUGCUCUUUCUGGUCUACACAAUGUUGGAGACCUCCUUCGUUUCUAUCGUGUUGCUUCCUCAGUCCAUUGCGUUCUUUAAGAAUGGCGAUGCUGACGGUCCGGGUGCAGGUAUUCCUGGCCGUGCGGGCACGACCUUCCUCGGUUUCGUCUUCAAUCUCGCGUUUGCUCUCAGCGUCCUCAGCUUCCUGUUGAUGCAUCUCUCCCUUGUUUCAAAUAAUACAACCACGAUCGAGGCGUACGAGAAGAACAUUUCUAGUCGCUGGCGGUACGACAUAGGCCGCCGGAGGAACUGGGAGCAAGUCUUCGGAAUGAAGAAGUGGUCCUGGAUUCUGCCGGUCUAUGACGACGAUGACCUGCGACGGAUGCCUGCGCUUCAUGGACUGGAUUUCCCCUGUAGAACUGACGUUGACACGCAAGAAUACUGACAGGCUGGCAUGCUGAUGUGGCGGGUCAUCCUUACGAGAGGUAGACUGAACAAUUAUUUGAUUGGUGGGUUGGCUGAUUGAUUAAUUUGCCGAAUGUCAUUUUGAUUCCGCUGUGCGUGUUGUUUAGGAGGGGCGUGCAAAUGGAUCAUCCAGGAAAGGAUUGCAGAUUGUGCAGCGCAUUUCCGAUCGUAACCAAUCUUUUCUGAAGUCUCCAUUUCUGACAUAGCUGUUGCUCCCUAAAAUGGGAAGCAAGUAUUGAUUCUGGUAUCGUCUUUAUGCGAUGUACAUGUAGUUCGUUCGUUCGGGGAGUAUGUAUGGCAGAGGACUUGCAGGAAUUUAACCGGGUUUAUAAGGAGGGGGGGCGGUUGGGGGGGGUAAAAUGUAAGGGUUAUCGAAGAAAGAAGGGGGGAGGAGAUAAUAUAUGAGGGUUAUCGAAGAUGCGGCGGCAAGUCGGGGCGUCAUCUGAGGAGGUUUUAACGAAGAGUGAGGUUUCUAAUUAGUGGUGUAUGGGUGGAAGGUCCUUGAAAGAGGUGAGGAGGCUUUCCCGUGGUAUGGUAUGGUGCUGCUAGCUCCGACAACCUCAGCAUUGGGAUAAUGAUGGAGGGGGUCGGUGCUGGCACACCCAAGUGGAUUGCAGGCUCUCUCAGCUUGCAAUGAAGGCGCACUGAAAAG
Molecule: messenger RNA, 1855 nt
Organism: Chara braunii
Lineage: Eukaryota; Viridiplantae; Streptophyta; Charophyceae; Charales; Characeae
Source: the annotation of a GenBank genome assembly